Messenger RNA from Ceratitis capitata (Mediterranean fruit fly), 1001 nucleotides. It is a transcript of the gene loj, whose product is annotated as transmembrane emp24 domain-containing protein B. Gene Ontology annotation, biological process: Golgi organization; intracellular protein transport; endoplasmic reticulum to Golgi vesicle-mediated transport. Lineage: Eukaryota; Metazoa; Arthropoda; Insecta; Diptera; Tephritidae. The coding region runs from base 159 to 875 and encodes 238 amino acids. The record is from RefSeq and is a predicted model, not a curated record. Gene Ontology annotation, cellular component: endoplasmic reticulum-Golgi intermediate compartment; Golgi apparatus; COPII-coated ER to Golgi transport vesicle. The transcript is spliced from 4 exons.
AAUGUGCUUUUGUUGUUGUUUACAGCUGUCAUCUGUUGUUUUGACCGUUCCACUACUUCGCGUUUUUGGCAUGUUUGCUUAUUGCUUUGACCACAGUGCUCUGCUUACUGCAGCGCAAUCAUACAAAUACAAGAAACAGUGAAAGUCAAAACAAAAAGAUGAGUUUUUUGACGUGGCACACAAGUUUAUUAAUAUCGGUAUUUUUCUUAAUUUGUUUCUUAACAUACACUUCAACCAAUAAUGCUGAGACGCAGGAGAUACACAAACCAUGGUAUGAAAAUCUACCAGCGGUAGCUAUGGAUUAUAAAGUUCAUAUAGACGCAGGCAAGGAAGAUUGCUACUACCAAUAUGUGCAAGCUGGUGCCACAUUUUAUGUUUCCUUCAGUGUGGUGCGCGGUGGUGAUGGCAUGGCUGGAUUUGCUGUGCGUAAUCCACAGGGUCAGAUUGUAAAACCAUAUGAAUGGCAAGCUACUGCUGAUUAUACGGAUCAAGUAUCGUCAGGUGGUUACUAUUCCGUGUGUAUUGAUAAUCAGUUCUCGCGUUUUGCGGGCAAACUGGUAAAUAUUUACAUAACGGUAGUAAAGUACGACGCCUGGGAUAAAUAUGCAAAGGAAAUUGAGGAGUUGCAGCUAAAUAUGCAAAAUUUCACAGUUACCCUUGGGACUGUGGAGCGUAACAUUAACGAUAUGUUGUCCUAUCAAUCUUACAGCAGAAAUCGUGAAGCGCGUGAUUUCGCAUUACUAAACGACAACAAUAGUUAUAUUCAAACAUUCUCUAUAUGCCAAAUUAUUGUUAUCUUUGUCGCAUGCUCAGUGCAGGUCUUUUUCGUUCGAAAACUCUUUGAUGUUAAGCUGACAUCAAAAUCCCGCAUAUAAUUUAAUAAAUUUUUGUUUUGUAUUGGGUUUUUGGUACCUUUCAUUGUAAAUUCAUUUAUUACAACUUAAGCUUAUGGAAUUACGAACAACCAUGAAACAUUUCAACUAAAUUUUCCUUCUAUCCAA